AUGAGAACGCUUGCUGUCUUACAAGAAGAGACGAAUAUCACUCUGAACACUGUAGACAGUAUCGACUCCUUUUCGCAUGAGAUCACAAAUGGACACUGGGAUACGGUACUGAAGAUAAUACAGCCGCUCAAACUACCUGCCAAGAAGCUCAUAGAUUUGUACGAGUUGAUGGUUAUUGAAUUGGUCGAGCUUCGUGAGUUAGCAACCGCUCGUCUCAUUGCUAGGCAAACAGAUCCAAUGCAUCUUCUCAAACAGAUGGAUCCAGAAAGAUAUGCGAGGUUGGAUAACUUGAUAAAUCGGCCGUACUUCGAUCCUGGCGAAGUGUUUGGUGACAUGAGCAAGGAAAAACGUCGGCAGGCAAUCGCCAAUUCGUUGGCUAGCGAAGUAAAUGUGGUACCACCAUCACGUCUUCUAGCGCUGCUGCAACAGUCUCUCAAAUGGCAGCUUCAUCAAGGUCUACUACCUCCAGGAACGCAGAUUGAUCUUUUCCGUGGAAAGGCAGCCAUGAGAGAACAAGAAGAUGAGCGCUAUCCGACGCAGCUGGCAAGACACAUCAAAUUUGGUGCAACAAGCUAUCCACUUUCUACGGUCUUCUCACCUGAUGGUCAGUUUCUUGUUUCUGGAUCAAAAGAUGGUUUCAUAGAAGUGUGGAACUUCAUGAAUGGCAAGUUGCGUAAAGAUCUCAAAUAUCAGGCUCAAGACAACCUGAUGAUGAUGGAUGAGGGCGUGACUGCACUUUCAUUCUCAAGAGACUCUGAGAUGAUAGUUUCAGGUAGCAUAGACGGAAAAAUUAAGGUAUAA
Messenger RNA from Cylicostephanus goldi, 801 nucleotides. NCBI's taxonomy places the organism in Eukaryota, Metazoa, Nematoda, Chromadorea, Rhabditida, Strongylidae. The record is from the annotation of a GenBank genome assembly.